This is a messenger RNA of Plasmodium relictum, 357 nucleotides long. Its product is annotated as conserved protein, unknown function. The record is from RefSeq and is a predicted model, not a curated record. Lineage: Eukaryota; Apicomplexa; Aconoidasida; Haemosporida; Plasmodiidae. The transcript is spliced from 2 exons. Bases 1 to 357 code for a protein of 118 amino acids.
AUGGAAGGAAAGUUACUGAAAAAAUCUAAGAGUGAAAAAAGAAGAAAAAUAAAGAAAAAAAAAAAGGAUGAAAAAAUAAAAAAAGAGAUGUUAGAAGUGAAAACGAGUAUAGAUGACAUAUUUAGUAAAAUAAAAACUAAAAGCACAAAGGAUGAUGAAACAAAAAAGGUUAAAAAAGAUCAAGAAAGCGUUACAAAAAAUAAAAAGAAGAAAGAUAAAAAUAACGUAUCAAAACAAAAAGUAAAUGAAAGAUUAUGUACUCCAGAUGGUUUACCUAUUUACUCAAUGGAAGAACUUAAGAUUGGAAAAGGAGGAUACACAAAAGAAUGCCCUUUUGAGUGCAAUUGUUGUUUUUAA